AAAUUUUUACAAGCAAAGAUUGACAUCUUCUGAAGAUAGAGAUCAAGCAUAACCGAUAAUAAGGAUAGGACCUCAAAAAAGCAGUCGGGAUUUAAGAUGAAGAAAGAGAGUAGAAGCAUUAAGACUUUAUUAAAAUCAAAUCAAAACCGAAAAUAAAUGAUUAAGAGUGAUGAAAAGCUUCAGUUUGAUUUGAAAAGAAAAACACAACAAAAUUCCGCAAACGGAAACUACAAAUCGCCUAAGCGAAAAGAGAAUUCGCCUAAGCGAAAAGAGAAUUCGCCAUGCGAAAGUCAAAAUCGAUCCUAAGAUCGAAAUAUUUACAACCAAAAGAUGAGACAUCUCAUCUCUUCUUCUCCCGUGAAAGAUCCAGAGAGAGAGAACGGUGAGAAGAGAGAGAGAGUCUCGUACUCGAGUUUUGACCAAAGGGAACAUAUACAAACUAUCUGUAUUUGUAUUUUCGUUCUUUUAACAUUCUAAAUUAUUUAUUUUGGGGGUUAAAUUGUAGAGAUCAAUUCUUAGAGCCGUGUUCAGUGGGAAAGGGCCAAGAUGAGUAGAUUUUGUUUCUCAGCAGAGACAAAGACUAUGGUCCGAAUCUUGAGUAGUUUGGUUUCAUUCACAAAGUCUAGAUUUAGACCCUUUUUUGUUUUUUAGGGAAGAAAACAAAAAAAGAGUCUUUCUCAUAUUUUGGCAGUUGGGAGUUAUCUUGUCCACGAGAUCUACCUACCACCAGCUCCUAAGUAUUAAAAGGCGAUGAUUUGUAUGGAAAAGAUAAAAGAAAAACAUGUUGAAGAACAUAAGAGAACUGAGUAGCGAGGAUUAUGUGAAAGCUGGAUUGAGUUUGGAAGAGGCCAAGGGGUUUCAGAAAGUGGUAAAAGAUGUGAUUUCAAGAGCUAUUGACCCAAUAGUUCAGUGGAAGGCUUUGGUGGAUGAGAGUGUACUCAAGCCAUGGCAUCCUCAUCCUCUGCACCAGCUUCUCUAUUACUCUAUCUAUUCAAACUGGGAUUCCUCUAUCCAUGGCCCUCCUCUCUAUUGGUUCCCUUCUCCAUCUCUGUCAAAAUCCACAAACUUAGGAAGGCUAAUGGAAAUUCACGGGCCAAGGCUUCUUGGUGCUUCAUAUAAAAAUCCUAUAGAAAGUUUUGAGCUAUUCAGGAGAUUCUCAGUUGAACACCCUGAUGUUUAUUGGUCUAUCGUUAUCGAUGAGCUUUCACUUGUGUAUCACACUCCUCCGAGGUGCAUCCUUGAGAAAUCAAGACCUGAAGGGACAUGGCUUCCUGAUGCAGUUCUCAACAUCGCUGAGUGUUGUCUGAUGCCUUCAAGCCAUUCCCAAAGGGAAGAUGAUAGUUUGGCUGUUGUAUGGCGAGAUGAAGGCUCUGAUGAUGCUCCUAUCAAUCGAAUGACAUUCAGAGAACUCCGCCAGCGAGUAAUGUUGGUGGCGAAUGCGAUAAGUGGAAGCUUUGCAAAGGGUGACACGAUUGCAAUAGAUAUGACAAUGACAGUCGAUGCAGUGAUUAUCUAUCUUGCAAUCAUAUUAGCUGGCUGUAUUGUUGUCUCCAUCGCAGACAGCUUUGCAGCUAAAGAAAUUGCAACAAGGUUGAAAAUCUCCAAGGCAAAAGGCAUUUUCACUCAGGAUCAUGUACUCAGAGGAGGUCGGAGAUAUCCUUUAUACAGUCGGGUGGUUGAAGCUGGUCCAUCAAAGAUCAUUGUCCUCCCAGCUUCAGGGACUGAACUGCGCGUUCAGUUAAGAGAGCAGGACAUACAGUGGAAGGAUUUUCUGUCCAAAGCGAGUGGAGAGAACAAGUAUCGCCCCAUCUAUCUACCUGUCAACUCUGUGAUUAAUAUUCUCUUCUCAUCUGGAACUACAGGUGAACCGAAAGCUAUACCUUGGACACAGCACUCGCCAAUCCGUAGUGCUUGUGAUGGAUGGGCUCAUCUUGAUGUCAAAGUGGGUAACACAUAUUGUUGGCCUACGAAUCUUGGAUGGGUGAUGGGACCAACUCUUAUAUUUUCUUGCUUUCUGACCGGUACAACGCUUGCCCUCUAUCACGGGUCUCCCCUCGGCCGCGGUUUUGGAAAGUUUGUUCAGGAUGCUGGAGUAACGGUUCUUGGUACUGUUCCAAGCUUGGUGAAAACUUGGAAGAGGACAAACUGUAUGGAAGGCCUUAACUGGACAAAGAUAAAAUAUUUCGCCACUACAGGGGAAGCUUCCAAUGUUGAUGAUGUUCUCUGGCUUUCUUCUAAAGCUUAUUAUAAACCUGUGAUCGAAGUUUGUGGAGGUACAGAACUCGCUUCUUCCUACAUCAUUGGAAGCCCUCUUCAACCUCAGGCGUUUGGAGCGUUUAGCACACCCUCCAUGACUACUAGAAUCAUCAUCUUUGACGAAAACGGCGUCCCAUAUCCGGAUGAUCAACCGUGUACUGGAGAAGUUGGUUUGUUCCCGCAGCACUUUGGGGCCACGGAUAGACUUCUGAACGCAGACCAUGACGAAGUUUAUUUCAAGGGAAUGCCAAUGUAUAAAGAAACACGACUUAGAAGACAUGGUGACAUCUUAAAGAGAACCGUAGGAGGAUAUUUCACUGUUCAAGGCAGAGCUGAUGAUACCAUGAACCUUGGAGGAAUCAAGACAAGUUCUAUUGAGAUAGAAAGAGUGUGUGAUCAAGCCGAUGAAUGCCUCUCUGAGACUGCUGCAGUCAGCAUAACGCCGCCUAACGGUGGUCCAGAGCUACUGGCCAUAUUCGCAGUCUUGAAAGAAGGGUUCAAGAAACAGAGCGAAGAAGAGCUCAAGAGAAAAUUCUCAAGAGCCAUUCAAAAAGAUCUUAAUCCUCUCUUCAAGGUGCGUUUCGUGAAGAUUGUGGCUGAGUUUCCAAGAACAGCUUCCAACAAGUUACUGAGAAGAGUGUUGAGAGAUCAAAUGAAUCAAGAAAUACGAUCCGUAAGGAGUCGAAUAUAAAAGCUAUGGAGAGCAGAGAUACUAUUGGACAACGUUGGUGUUUUAUUGACUAUGAUCCUAUUAAUAAAUAAGAUAACAAUUAUGUUGCAA
Messenger RNA from Raphanus sativus (radish), 3037 nucleotides. Its product is annotated as probable acyl-activating enzyme 18, peroxisomal. NCBI's taxonomy places the organism in Eukaryota, Viridiplantae, Streptophyta, Magnoliopsida, Brassicales, Brassicaceae. Bases 782 to 2947 code for a protein of 721 amino acids. The record is from RefSeq and is a predicted model, not a curated record. The transcript is spliced from 13 exons.